UGCAUAACUCUGCAUAGUCCUCCUGCCGAGGUAUGAACCGGUAUGAUGUCUGACGUUCAUUGUUCUGCCCCGUUUAAGUCAUGAGUCUUCUAAAGAAUGGAUACUCACCCACCACCCCUCUUUUCCUUCUUUAAUACAUUCAUUGCACCCCUAUCCUUGCACUUUCUUUUGGCUUCUGUGCUGUUGGAGUGUCGCGCGAGAUUUGAGGUCCUCUUGCCCCCCAUCCCUUCCCCUUUGACCUUCCCAACUCCCCGGAGCCCUUGUCACUUGCCUAGUGGCUAGGCAGCAUGCUUGAGAUUCCUGGUGAAUAUGCUAGAACAUUAAAAA
This is a messenger RNA of Aspergillus uvarum CBS 121591, 327 nucleotides long. RefSeq lists its product as uncharacterized. The transcript has a single exon. NCBI's taxonomy places the organism in Eukaryota, Fungi, Ascomycota, Eurotiomycetes, Eurotiales, Aspergillaceae. Bases 97 to 282 code for a protein of 61 amino acids. The record is from RefSeq and is a predicted model, not a curated record.